CGUCGACGGCCGAUGAUGAGGUGGUUUUGUUUCGUCCGAAACUCCGACUCCGCAUCGAACUACGUGGACCGGGUGCGCAUCCGAGACUCGUCCAGCUCAUUCGGCGGACCGGGCCGAGGAUCCGGGUGGCGUCAAAAGUCCCUCUCGAAUAUAGAUCUGCCGACGAGCUACCGGGGCAUCGCCGGGGGUGUAGCCGGCACCGGCGGCCUAGUGGGUGCUGGUCAGUUUCGCUACCGCGACUAUGACUCAGGACUGUACGAUCUAUAUUCGCGCAUAGACAGUCACCGGGAGGAGUACGAUGACCUGUACGGUGUGAACCCGAAGGCGUCCCGUGCAGCCAGCAGCGUCAGCGUCAGCAGUCGACACAAGAAGCAACAGCAACAGCUAGAACAUCAGCAGCAGGCCCAAGACAAGGACCAGCAGCGCCAGUCCAAGCAUCACCACCACCAUCACCAUCGGGGAUCGGGUGGGAUUCACCACCAGGAGUUCUACAACCCGGAAAGCAACGAGGCUUGCAGCUUGCGACGGACCCGCAGCUUGGCGGUGAUCCGCGAAGAGUCCUACAACGAUCUUCAUCUGCACGGAAGGGGCGCUCGGCGUUCACAGCUCAUCCCGAGGGCAAAACUCGUCGAUCGGAACUUCUUCAAGGAAAGAUACAACUUCAUCUACGACGACUGCGAGGCAACGGAACCGCCGGACAACGAGGCGCAGUACGUCUCCAAGCGCUUCUCCGCUCAAGGACAACCGUUCCCGUGGCACACGGACAAAAGUGACCUCGACAGCAUCGAUUCGUCCAUCUUCAAGCAUUCGCUGCACCAGCAAAACAGUUACGAGGGCAGUCUGAGAAAUUCGGUGCGUAGCGGCGAUUCGACCAAAUUCGUGUCCAAGGUCGAAGUGCACAGCGAGUACUCCGGAGCGUCCAAGUCGGAAACCGGCAUCGAGGCGGACAUUAAACAUCUGGAUGACAUUUCGAUCAAGGAGGAACCACCACGUGCCCCAAGCAAGAACAGUACACUAGAAACGAUCAAGAAGCGAUUCCCGCUCGAAGGCAAGCGUCCCGUCAGGGAAGAGGAAGAAAGUGGAAUCACCAUCAUCGAGAUCAAAGACAGUCAGGUGUCGCACAAGAGCUCCAGCGUCAUCUCGUACGAUUCGAUCUACCUGUCGUCGGAAAGUGACGAGAAGGAAGUACUGGACGACCUUCUGCCCGAUGUUCGCAUAACGGAAGAAAGCGAUCUCAUCGACAUCAAGAUCGAAGACUACGACGAUCUGUUCAAGGAAACGGACCUAGAAAAAGCGGAGAGUACCAUCGAUACCCUGUACGGACAGGUGACGAAACCCAAGCCAAAGAUAGUUGCAGUUGAACCAAAGAUCCAACCAAACGAUUCCCUGAAGCGUUACAUCAAAAACACUAGUCGUGGUACCAUCGAACGCUUAUCAAUCAUCUCGAAUCUCAAGCUUCGUCAAGAGUUUGCCGACAGCAAAUCGCACCCCAAAGAGAAACCACUCCACGAUCACGACUACCAAUACAACUCGCUACCGGACGCAGCCGACGUGUGCAAGAUUCUUCGCAACUCCGAACGGAUCGACGCCAAACUUCGACGCAUCUGCGACAACGAGCAGUCCGGAAGGUCAACCCGCACCGAAAGUGAUCACUUCGAUUCGCUUCCCCGAUUAGACAAGUCCAGUCUAAACCUUACUCAACCUCCUUCCGACGAGGACGCGUCCCUAGAAGAAUCCGACAAGGGCGCCCCAUCGAUCGAGGUUGUUGAAACCCCCACCCGAGAGGUCCUCAGCCACGCUUCCUCAAAAGUAUACCUGAAGGAUUUUGGGCUAGAGUUGGACUACGAAAACUCCGUAGUCACAAACAGCGAUCAGGACAGUGACAUUACGAUCGUAGCCCCGCAGGAAACCAUCCCCCCGGAAAUUGUCGUAACUCCGGCGGAGAAAUCGACCCGCAAACACGCGCACGAAGAGCCGGUUAUCUAUUCGACGUUCGCCAGCACAGUCGGCAAGCACACGACCAAUCGGAUCAACUUUGAGAACAAAGAAAAGCCGAAACCAAAGGCGGAAGCGAUCGCAGAGGUUAAGACGAAGCUUAAACCGGUACCGGUCAUCGUUGAUGAGUCCCCAAAGAAGCCGAUUGCGCAAGCUCCCACGGUCAAACUCGGCGGUAAGAAGGUAAUCGUUGACGAGGUCGCCGCAAAGGCUGCCAAGCGAGAAAAGCAAGAACUAGAGCAAAGUGUGAAGGUCAAGACUCCCGUUGAGAACCGGGCGAACGCGGUGGUGGUGAAGAAGCCUUCAGUUAAGAAGAGUGUGGAAGCGCCUGUCAAGAAGGAAGAGACCAAGCCGGAACCGAUUCCAAUUGUCAACAGUAGACCGCCGGAUCCGAAGCCGCCCGAGCAGAAGGAAGGUAGUCCAAAGGUUGAUCAUUCGAGUUUGUUCAAGGACACUAACCCGUUUAAGGAGCAAGCUCGUCGCGAGGUCAAGAAUCGUGUGGUUGAUCGACCGCUGUUCAAAGGAGUCCGUCGCUUCAACAGCACUGAGAAUAUUUACACUUCGGCACCGAUCAUAGUGACGAAGACAUUUAACAAUUUUAUAAAAACUAAUGAGGUUAAGACCAAAUCGUUUGAUUCGCUGAUUGUGGAAAAUAAUAACGAGAAGAAAAAGGAGAAGAUGCCGAGGCCACAGGUGAUCCAGAUAGUAGAUUCGAAGCAGAACCUGCAAAAUGGGAGUAACGGAACAUCCCGGAAGAGUGGCCAGAAUGGCCAACAAAUACAGAAGGAGUUUUUGCAUAAGGUAGAUUCAGUGCGGAAUUACUGGUCGAGGAUGUUGGACGAAGCGGAAGCUAGAGAGGACGACGAAGAUCAGGUCGAUAGCGGGAGUUCUCCUAAAGAGCAGAAUGGGUUUCAGCAGUCAAAAAACGGCGAAGGAAAGCCCGAUAAGCUCGGGAGUUCUAGCUCAACGGAACAACAGCAGCAUCAGCAGCCCCAGGCACAGCCGAUCGAGUCUCAGAAAAAGUCCGCCAAGAGACAAAACUCAUCCCGGAACAAGUACUCCACCUACCAGAUCGACGAAGCAACCGAACUUCAGAGCUUUAGUCCAACGGUGGAGAUCAUUGAGCUCGACGGGCACAAACAGGCCGCACUGGUGAAGCCAAAAAACGCGCAAAAUCUGGACUUUGACCACGUCCGCUACAAGGUCAUGAAAUCUGAAAUGUUUCAAAAAAACUUGCUGGUGAACCAUCGAAAAGCGGCUCAAUUCGAUGGUUUGAUGCAGUAUCUACAAGAUUACAGCUUUCAGGAGUUGCUCGCGCACAAUAACGUUGUAAUCAUUGAGCCGGUCCGCACCAAGAUCGAGAAGAUAUCCGACAAGCCUCCGCAGAGCGUUGCGGCGACCUGUCGGAUCACCACCGGAGCGCUUCCCAACGGGGAACAGAAGGGCAACAAGAAGGGCUCCGGGUUGCGGAAACAUUUUUUCUACCAUCCCAUUCGCGUGAACAAGGAACUGCUGGACGAGGAACUGCCCAGUCCCGAUACGGUGCGAAACGUCCGGAAGCUGUUCGAGGGAACGCUACGGCUUGGAACGUCGGCAAAGCAGGCUUACGAAGACGCCAAAGCUAACGGAGGUAUCCGCAAAUGGGACUCGGCCAGCCUGUCCAGCGGAGUGUCGAGUGGUGAUUUGAGCUCGCCAUGUGAGUGUGGUGAGAAUGAAAUCGACGGUGACUUUGCGGAAGAGAACCUCAUCGGGGACGACGAGCUGGAGUCGCACUACGUGAGUCAGGACGUGCUGGAGAAGAUCCGAGAGUGUGGCUCAACGGUGACGUAUUAUGGGGGUCGCGUGGUCGAUAAGAAGGGUGAACACGUCAGUACGAUGACCAAGGCCAUCAUGAAGGAGAUCCGUGGCCAGGAGAGGAAGUCGUGCCAGGUGUGCCAGCCUAAUGGAUGUCGGGGCCAGCAGGGGGAAGUCCGUCGCCAUUCAGCGAACAUUGCGCAAAGCGACAAGCUGGACGGUUUAGGUGUCAAAUUCAAGCUGGUCAAGUCGAACAGCUGCAGCAGUCGGCUCGAGCUGGCCGGCACCGGAAAAACUCCUCCAGAUCUGAUGAAAAAUCAACACGGUAGUACCGAUACCGGCUCCGGACGACCCAAAUUGCCGAAACCAUCUUCCGACGGCAGUAGCAACUCCACCAUCCACAACGAACUCAAACUCAACCAGUCGGAACUGCCACCUUCCAUCGAAGAACCCGAAGAAUCCGUCCGCGACCUGGUCAGCCGGUUGGAGAGUCACACCCCACUAAGCGUCCGCAGCAAACCACGAAUCAUCGAAUCCAAGUGCAUCGAGAAGACGGACGAAGGCAAGGCAGAGCCGGCGGCCAUCACAAUCAACAACCAGUCGAUGGAGGUCGUGACGGCCAGCAUUCCGGAAGAACCUCCGAUGGAGGAACCCCCCAAGGCCGGUGUCACCGUGAACAACCACAUCACCGUCCCGGGACAACUGUUGAUCCCAUCCUUGCUCAAAGGACAGAAGGCACCGGAACCAGCCGCUGUAACGGACCACCGUCCUCCGAAGGUCUGUCGCAACAAGAACGUCGACCUGGCCUUCUCGGCGACCAUCACCAAGGCCUCCAACAAACCCGCCAAGGAGAAAGAGAACCUAGCGCGAAAGUCCUCCCUCGUCAGCGCCACCACCGCGGACACCGUCGAUUCGCUCGAGCACAUCCCAGCGGCGCCGGUCAAAACCGUAACCUUCAAGGACGACGAGAACAACAACCGCGGCGAAGUCGAACAGCACGAGAACCUCAAGCCCAGCGUGAUCGCCGAGCAGCGCAAAUCGGACGAACUAACGUCGCCGAAGCUGGUCAACUGGAGCUUGCUCGGGACGACCAAGUUCGACGAGCGGCAGUACUUUGCCAACGACAAGAAGCUGAUCGAGAAGCGCAAGUACGACGACAUGGAGUUUGAGGAGUUUGAGGUGCUGGAUCCGAACGGGGUGGUUCAGCAGCAGCAGCAGCAGCAGCAACAGCAAAAGGAAGGAGAGUGUUACGAUAGUUUGAACAGUGGAAAGUGAAGGUUGGCAUGGUGUUCGUGGAGGAGUUUGGAGAAGUGUAUGGUAUUUAUAUUUGUUACAAUUAUUCCAAUAGUAUUAUAUUGUACUUAUUACGUGUAGAAUGAAACAUUAUAUUACUGUUAGUA
Messenger RNA from Culex pipiens pallens (northern house mosquito), 5189 nucleotides. RefSeq names its product protein javelin. The transcript has 5 exons. The record is from RefSeq and is a predicted model, not a curated record. Bases 13 to 5064 code for a protein of 1683 amino acids. NCBI's taxonomy places the organism in Eukaryota, Metazoa, Arthropoda, Insecta, Diptera, Culicidae.